CUUGCCUCGCCUGGUCACAAAUGUAACCUAACUAACUAGCUGGACAACCCACCGUUUGUGUCACUUAUGGGAAAAUGUGUGAUCAAUGAUGGCUUUAGAAAUUAGAGGAACUUCGCCACAUAUUGCUGCUGGUGUAUGGAUAGCUGUCAUAUCAAGUUUCAUCAAUGGAUCGACGUUUGUGCUUCAUAAAAAGGGAAUAUUACGAUCCCGUAAAAGAGGUAGAGUGCUGGGAAAAGAAUCCCAAGUAUAAUACUCAUUUGUUUGCAGUGUCAUUUGUUGACUACAAUGUUGUUGCUAUUACAUCCUCAGACAACAUUCCUACUGUACAGGAAGUACACUGUAAGUACAGUAAGUACUACUGUACAGGAAGUACACGAUCUCUGGAACAACUUCAUUCGCUUCCUCAUGACUGUUUUAGCAAUUUCGCGGCAGAAAUGAAUGCAGCUUUCGCUGCAGAAAUGAUCAUUUGACAUGGAAUUCAGAGGGUGACUAGUGUACUUUUAAUAGCACAAACACUGCAUGUAUUUCAUUCUUUUUUAGGUGGGUCCUAUCUAAAAGAUGGCGUAUGGUGGAGCGGUACACUCUCCAGUAAGUAGCCUAGCUAACAGUGCCGCCUGUCGUUUAUUAGCUGAAGUACAUCCUCAUGGGUAAUUCUGUCUCACGUAUAGUAUUUUCCUAAUAAUAAAUACAUUUUACUACUACAUUAACUAUCACUAUUCACCGAUUGCUUUUAUGUGAUACUGCGCAUGGGCACACUUGUAAAAAAUAAAUAAAUAAAAAACAUUAUAUAAUUCAUUAUUGAUCAUAUUUCAUGAAUGCCACUGACCUCUUGUGAACUCCCUCCAAACAAGUGAUUGUGGGCCAGAUUGGGAACUUCCUGGCCUAUAACGCAGCCCCUGCUGUGGUAGUCACACCUUUAGGAGCCCUGGGGGUGCUGUUUGGGUGAGGUGCUGCUUGGCAUGUUAUCAUUCAGUGUGUGACUACUGCUGUAUUUUGGUUUUCUGGUGGGAGUGUUUACAGUAAUGUGAUGUUUGCUAUAGUACACGGGUUACGGUGAUAUGAUGUUCACCUAGCUAGCUAACUGCACGCCUGACUGUUUGCCUCACUGUUUGGAUCACUGAAAUGUUUGCUUUGUGAUCCAGGGCUGUACUGGCCUCCUAUAUCCUCCAGGAACAGCUGGAUGUCCUGGGGAAGCUGGGCUGUGUGAUGUGUUGCUGUGGUUCUGUAGUGCUCAUCAUUCACUCCCCUAAAUCAGAGAGCGUCACAUCUAGUCUGGAGCUGGAGGAGAGGCUGGCUGAUCCAGGUGGGUGGGGCCUGGAGAUGUGGCACCCUAUUCCCUAUAUAGUGCACUACUUUUUGACCAGAGCCCAUAGGACACUAUAGGGUGCUAUUUGGGACGCAUCCAUUCACUGCUCCUAUAUGAGUUAAUUGUGUAACAGUAUCAAAUAGUGCAUUUAACUGCCCUCCUCAAGAAUCCUUGAUUAAUGUUGUUGUUGAAGAGGGGUUCUUUAACUGCUUGAACGGCAAAUGUAGAUUUCCGCCUAAAUAGACACACCCAAAAGUAAUUACUUUUCAUGAGAUGGCCAUAAACAAUAACUAGUAAGGCUGCAUUGUUCUAGAAAGGUCUGAGACUCUGUCGUAGCCGGCCAUGACCGGGAGACCCAUGGGGCGGCGCGCAAUUGGCCCAGCGUCGUCCAGGGUAGGGGAGGGAAUGGCCGGCAGGGAUGUAGCUCAGUUGGUAGAGCAUGGCGUUUGCAACGCCAGGGUUGUGGGUUCGAUUCCCACGGGGGGCCAGUAUGAAAAAAAUAAAAAAGAAUGUGUGCACUCACUAACUGUAAGUCGCUCUGGACAAGAGCGUCUGCUAAAUGACUAAAAUGUAAAUAAUACAAAUAUUAUGAAAAAUCAUACAUAAUUUUUUCCCUAUUCAACAAAAGUGGGGAAAUAGGGCUUGAAAUUAUUAAAAUGCUUUCUAAAUAUAAUAACAAUCAAAUUACUUACUAUAAGAUUUCACAUUUCUUAUAACUGUAAAGUAAAUAUGAUCAUACUUAGUGACAGUACAAAAUUGGCACCAUUUCAUAUAACUGAUGACAGAGAAUGUUCCGCCCUUUGUCCUCUGAGACAGAGACACCGCUCUGCACCGCUCUGCACCACUCUGCAUCGCUCUGUUACCAAGAGAAGUAGUCUUGUUCCAAUUCUACCAAAUUAUUCUGUAUUUUUUCAUGUUGAGAGCUUCUCAUUCUUCUGAGAAUAUCACAGCGAGAUGUUCCUUAGGCUCUUCCCCUUUCAUAUGUGGUAUUGCAAACAGGGCUCCAAGGUUUCCACAGCCAGAGGAAAUCAAUCCUUUAUCUGGAUGGGCCAGAAAAUGUGACACAUCACAGCCUGAGCCUAUGCAAAUGAGGUGUCAGAUUUCACACUAUCCAUCUCAGCUCCUCGCAGGCAGCGCCUGAACCUGGAGACUCGGCUCUUUUGCUGAGUUCACAGCAAUUGACGUUGUGUAACAGUGUUGCUUCCGUCCCUCUCCUCGCCCCUACCUGGGCUUGAACCAGGGACCCUCUGCACACAUCCACAACAGUCACCCUCGAAGCACCGUUACCCGUCGCUCCACAAAAGCCGCGGCCCUUGCAGAGCAAAGGGAAACAACUACUUCAAGGUCUCAGAGCGAGUGACGUCACCGAUUGAAACGCUACUAGUGCGCACCGCUAACUAGCUAGCCAUUUCACACCGGUUACAGUUGCACCGUUCACAGAGUGCUUUGAACACAGAAAUGUUGGUCGGAACCGGCCCAGAACUGCUCAAAGUCCUCUAAAUAGGGGACUUUACAUCUAAGUUGAAUUGAGACAAUAAUACUGAGUGUGAAGUUUUUUCUCUCCAUGCAGUGUUCGUCACCUAUGCCUCGUUGGUGGUCCUACUGCUGGUUGUGCUGAUGGUGUGGGUGGCCCCAGCUCACGGCACGUCCAACAUCAUGGUGUACGUAUCCAUCUGCUCCCUCCUGGGGAGUUUCACAGUCACCAGCAGCAAGGGGCUGGGCCUGGCCGCCCAGGAUGCCUUCAGCGGGGGGCCUUCCAGCAGCCGAGCCCUGGGUCUCUUCCUGGGUCUACUGGGAACCCUGGCCGUCAGCAUCCUCAUCCAGUUCACCUUCAUCAACAAGGCGCUGGAGCACUACAGCUCCAACAUGUUUGAAGCCAUUUACUACGUGACCUUCACAGCUACAGUCAUCACAGCUUCAGCCAUCCUGUUCAGAGAGUGGACCACCGUGGGUGUGGUAGACUGCCUGGGCAUGCUGUGUGGGCUAACCACCGGGGUGUAG
Molecule: messenger RNA, 3307 nt
Organism: Coregonus sp. 'balchen'
Lineage: Eukaryota; Metazoa; Chordata; Actinopteri; Salmoniformes; Salmonidae
Source: the annotation of a GenBank genome assembly